Messenger RNA from Alosa alosa (allis shad), 4943 nucleotides. RefSeq names its product activating transcription factor 6 beta (gene atf6b). Gene Ontology annotation, molecular function: DNA-binding transcription factor activity, RNA polymerase II-specific; RNA polymerase II cis-regulatory region sequence-specific DNA binding. Gene Ontology annotation, cellular component: nucleus. The transcript has 17 exons. NCBI's taxonomy places the organism in Eukaryota, Metazoa, Chordata, Actinopteri, Clupeiformes, Clupeidae. Bases 528 to 2618 code for a protein of 696 amino acids. The record is from RefSeq and is a predicted model, not a curated record. Gene Ontology annotation, biological process: regulation of transcription by RNA polymerase II; endoplasmic reticulum unfolded protein response.
GAUGGGUUUCAAUGUCAUUCACAAAAGUAUUUGUUCCAAUUCGACAGAUUGUAUGUCAAUCAAAACAUUCUGAUAACCAUUGGUCCAAAUCAUCCCUCACCUCCUCAUUCUAAUGUCAUGUGCCCAAUCAGAUUGUUCCUUUGCUUAGAAUGGUUGAAUGGAGUGUCCGUCUCAAAGAUCUCCUUUCUGAUUGGCCAACUCACGACAAAGCAGGAGGGUUUCUCGGAAGAAAUGGGUUUCCUUGUCUGUGUCAGAUGUACGACGAUGCGGUAUUGCAAGUUGAAUUAUGAAGCAGUUUAAAUAAAGGAAAUCCUGGAUUAAAUACAUUCAAAUGUAUUUUCCUUUAACGUCAAUGAAUAUCCUUGGAUGGUGAUUACUAGGAAAGCGUGAGUUUGGUUGUGAGAAGGAAGAUCCACUUCCUUGUUUGUUUUGUAUUGAUUUUAGUGUUAGCCAUCGAAUAGCUAAACGUUAUCUCUGUUAACGUUAGAUAGAUAGCUGCAAGCCCCUCAGCAAACAGCUUUGUGGCUAUGACUGCGGAUCUUUUAUCUGAUUUGGAUAGUCGUUUCUUCGCUGACAACCUUCUGACAAGCGAAGACUGGGAUGCCUGCCUUUACCAGUGUGAGAGCAUGGAGGAGGGGGAGGAGGGUGAUUACAGCGCAGGACUGAAAUAUAACCCAUCGUUCCACAAUGACCUCGUGCUGACCCUCGAUCCCGACAAUCCCACGUCACCAUGGAAGGACCUCAGCGACAACCUCCUCACAGGUGAUAUGCCUGUUGUCAAGGAGGAAAUGACCUUAACACAGCCUCUGCCUGUCGACAUGCUGUUUCAGGUGAAGGCGGAGCCUCCUUCACCUGGCUCUUCCCCAGGUUCAGACGUUCCUUCUCCAGACACACAGAUCACAGUGAAAGGGGAGAACCCCCCGACCCCACCCUACAUGUUUGGGGAUGUCCUGUCUCCCCCGCUCAGCACCAUGGAGGGAUGGCGGCGGCCCCCCCACAGCCACAGCCCCCCACCCUGCCCACAGGGCCCAGCCAGCCCCUUCCCCCAGUGCAGCCUCCAACCCUCAGCCAGGAAUCUGAAGGCCAGCUCCAUCCUGAGCAGUAAGCCUCCCAUCCAGCCGAGGCCAGUGUGUGUGGCCGCCCUGCCCGUUCCCCAGGCACCCAGCCCAGCUAAAGCCCUCAUCCUGCAGGGACAGAGCCGACCAGUGGUCAUCUCUCCGUCCGUCUGUCUGGGCUCCACUCCGGCCAUUGUCAAGAUGGAGCCCGUAUCUCCCAGCAUGCCUCACUGCGCUAACGCUGCUACGCUACCGGGUAGCAAGCCCAUCAUCCCUGCAACAGCACUGCCUGGCAACACAGACAUCGACAAAUGUGCACUUGAAAAGUCAUGGAACGGAACCCUGACCUUUGUCACUCCGCCCUGCUCGCAGAUGAAGGUUCUAAAGAGGCAGCAACGGAUGAUCAAGAACCGCGAGUCCGCUUGCCAGUCGCGCAAGAAGAAGAAGGAGUACCUGCAGAGCCUGGAGGCCCAGCUGAGGGAGGCUCAGCUGGAGAACCAACGGCUCCGACGCGAGAACCAGGCCCUGAGAGAACGCCUCGGCUGCAAGGAGGGAGGGGAAUCAAACAACAACAAGAGGGCGGUGUGUGUGAUGGUGGUGCUGCUCUUCAUCACCUUUAGCUUCGGCCCCGUCAGCAUCACGGACAGGAAGUUGGAGUCGGCCUUGCAGGACAGCUUGUCCGCCCACACGGGGAGGCACCUGCUGGAGUUUGAGGACGAGCAGGAGCUCAACCAAUCCCGCGUCAGCGUGAGGACGCCACCGGCCGAGGGGACACUCGCCGAAGAGGAAGGUGGUCAGGACAGGUGGGGGGCGGACACUGACCCCUACCAGUUCAGGAACCUGAGUAGUGUGUUCAGCGACAUGAAGGAUUUGGUUCUGCAGGAUAUUGACCGCUACUUCAACUCUCCUGACUGUAGACAGUUCAACCGCUCCGAGUCCCUCAGGCUUGCUGAUGAGCUGCGAGGCUGGGUACAUCGCCACCAGAUCGACCGCACCAAAUCUGGAGGGAAGCCCAAGAUAGUCAAAAAGCCCAAAGUAGCACAGAAAACUCAGCACAAGAAGACCAACUUCUCCCGAUACCUUCCCAUUCAGGCACACAGAUCCAUUGAGAGCCAGCUGCAGGUCUUCCCAGGUCCUGAGAUUAGCUACAGCGAGUUCCUGGACGCCAUCGACCGACGCGAGGACACCUUCUACGUGGUGUCCUUCAGACGGGAUCACCUGCUGUUGCCCGCCAUCAGUCACAAUAAAACGUCGCGGCCCAAGAUGUCUCUGGUCAUGCCUGCCAUGUCCGUCAACGAGUCUCUGUAUAACUCAUCUGGAGGCUACGAGAUGAUGAUGCAGGUGGACUGUGAGGUGAUGGACACGCGCAUCGUCCCCAUCAAGGCCUCGGCCGUUCCCCCGUCCCUGCGCGACCCGCCCCGGCCUCCUCCCGCCCACCAUCACCACGGCAACCACACCUCCCUCAAGGGCCGCCACCACGCCAACGGGGCUGCGUCGCCCCGGCAACCCUUACCUGUGAGGAGGAGGGGCUACCUCCUCAGCCAGGAGGGAGCAGAAGUGUGAGGAAGAGAGGGAUGAGAAGUAAAUGUGCAAGAGUGAAAAACAGAGUUUGUUUUGGCAACGCAGGAUGGAAGGAAAUCCUGUGGAUAUAAAAAGUGAAGGUUGCUCAAGACUUAAAAAGAAAAGUUUUUUUUUUUUUUUUUUUUUUUUUUUUCGUUGUUAUUUUCCCCCAAAGCAAAUAGCAGAGUACCAAGUGGUCGCCAUUACCGAUAGGCCUACAUUCCACAUUCACCUGAAAAUCCAGAGUCAGGGUUUAGAGGCAGUAGCCCCAGUCACAUGCAAUCUGAAAGCAGGCCUUCGCCUAUAAUCUCCCCCUUCUGACCAAACACAUACAACUCAACAGGGCACAGUCUCGUAUAUUAUUUAUUAUAAAGUGCUUUAAAUCUCCUCUUAAAUAUAUGUAUGCGUUAAUUCCAGUCCCAUCUUAGGCAGUGUGCUGCACUUCCAGACCUUGACAGCACAGUAGAGUGUGGCGUUUGGCCGUGCCGUAGGUGGCCGUCAGGGCAGGGUGGCGUUCGUGUCGGGGAGUGUAGUCCGAGCGCUCCUGUGGCAGGUGGCGUUUGUGUCGGGGGGCGUAGUCCUACGGCUCCUGUGUCAGGGUGGUGUUUGCAUCGGGGAGCGUAGUCCCAGGGCUUCUGUGUAGCCUGUGUUUGUAUAGUUGCUCUCAAUACUGUGAGGUGUUUUGAUUUUGUUUUUGUGUUUUGUUUUGUCUGUUUAUGUUUCGAUUCUUUUAUACAUGUAUUUUGUUACUUUGUAAAUGGCUUUUAUAUUUUUUUUGGGGGGUGGGGAGUAUUUAAUGUGACCAUGUGCUUUAAGAUAGUUGUAUAUAUUGGUGAUUUUUUGUUUUAUUUUUUCUAUUUUGUACAUGAUUCAGUUAAAUUCUGAUCUGUUGUGUUGUAUUGCUCCUGUUCAGUCAGGCAUGCAGGGGCUGACUGCCUGCACAUAUAGUACCUGCCCUAUAAGACCGGAGGUCUCGGGCACCCUGCGGCACACAUUCUGUGGUAAACUCUGCAAAUUCAGGCAGAGACACACUGGCACACCGACAUUUGCCAGUGUAACAUUGAUAUCAACUUCUAACAAAAAGCAUCAGAUGUGGCAUGACCUAUAUUCAUUUGGAAUGUACUACCAUCACCAAGCAAGUCCAACCUGUAAGGAGAUCAGGUUUGACAUGUUGAUUUUGGAGCAGGCAUCGCAAGCGUCUGAUCUGUGCCUGAGGAUUUGUGCGUUCAGAUCUUUAGUGUAGAAGGACGUUAGCAUUUAUAAAGCGUUGGACUCCGCCUGUAGGGCAGCAUAUGAAUUAAUCACUCAGCUCUGCUGCCAGAUGCCUCAAAUUUACCUUUAUAAUCAUCUGAUAAUAUAGUUACAAGAAGGUUUUUCUAGCACCUCUUAUAACUCAGUGAGAAUUAUAUGCAUUUUUACAGCAACAAAUUAAGCAAACAAAAUAUUUCAAUUACAGAAUUGAAUUUCAAUGAGGUACUCUGUAAUGUUGCAAAUAUUAUGUAAAAUAAGAGUUUGUCAUUUAUAGUAAUUCCACUCUGUUAAUAUCAGUUGUUUUUUUGUCCAUUAGCUCUGUAACUCUCCUGUUUUUCUCCCUUGAUUGCCAUACUUUGACUAGAUGUACGGGAGAACUGUAGGUUUGGUGAGUGCCAAACCACACAAGCAGACAUGUGGGUGACCAUUUCAGUGCCCCGUUGUGUUCUGUUCAGUCAGUUUUGUACUGUGUAAAUGAUUAUCUACUUGUUAUGAGGAAAGACAGAAUGGCAGAAUUUGUGGCUAUAAAACUGUAUUUUAUUUUCACCCAUGUGGGGUUGAAGUUUUUUGUUUUUGUUUGUUUGUAUACGUGUGAUUGAGAGAUUGUGUGUUUCUGAGUGUGUGUGUAUAUGGGUAAGUGUGUACGUCCAUAUUUUGAUUCUGUUCUAGCGUUUUGCUUGUUGGAGAAACGUAUGACAUUUUGAAUCCUUAGUGAGUAGUUCAUGAACGUAGACAUUCCCUCCAAAAUCCACUGACACACACACAAACACACCCUUCAAACAAAUCAUAUGUGUCCUGAUUGAGACUUAAUGGGUUUUGUUGAAAGAGUUCUAUAAUAUUAUGUGUUCACUCAUUUUCGCAUGGAGUCCGAAGGUUUGUUAGAGAAUUGUAAAUAUGUUCAGAACCCCUGUGUCAUUUUUUUACAGAAUUUUACUAUUUAAAAGAUUGCUUUUCAUGAAGAGUCCAAUUUAAUUCUUUUUUUCUUUGAUUGUACAAGACUUUUGAACUACUGCCUUUUCUCUUUGUAGAGGAUAAAAAUAAAGAUUUAAAUAAAAUAACAAAUAUUUAAAAAGCUAA